Molecule: messenger RNA, 3982 nt
Organism: Hemicordylus capensis (graceful crag lizard)
Lineage: Eukaryota; Metazoa; Chordata; Lepidosauria; Squamata; Cordylidae
Product: zinc finger protein 239-like
Exons: 2
Coding region: 1080-2063 (327 amino acids)
Source: RefSeq, a predicted model, not a curated record
GCUUGCUACCCCAAGACCAGGUCUCCUCCCUACAAAUCCCAUCCCGCCUGCCACAAUGUCCCAAGGACCUGCAUGAGUGGCGCAUACGCACAUGCGUAUCACUACCGGGUUGGGUCAGGAGGAGGUUCCUCCUUUCCCCUCAACCCCAGUGCCCAACUCCCAACGGCAGCAACCUCUGCACAGCUCAGACCCGCUGACCUCCUGCGCACUGCGAGGUGGAUCUGAGAGGGAGAAGUAGGAGGAGCCAGGCGGAGUGAGUGCAGACAGAGGGGGCCCAGAAGGAGCAGGCAGGGGGCGGCUGCAGGAGCCUUUCCGGGCACCCAGAGUGGCCUGGACCAGCCUCCUUGCUUGUUGGGCAGCGGCGCUCGAAUGUCAAAGGGCGGGGAAGGCCGAGGAGGGUCUAACCCGGCGCACUGCGGGCGUCGCCAGUUGAUGCAUGAGCAGCAGCGGCCGCAGGGAGGUGGCGCUGAGAGCAAGAAGUGGAGAGGGGCGGACUGGAGUGAAGACUCACCCUACUAGUGAGGAGGGGGCCGGGAGGAGGCUGCAUGAGCGUGUCUGCCAGCCAAGAGCCGGAGUUCCCCCUGAUCGCCUCUUCCGUGGCUGAGAGGAAGAAGAGGAAGUGGAGAGGGGCGGACUGGAGUGAAGACUUGCUAUCCUCGUGCGGAGGGGGCCGAGGAGGAGGCUGCAUGAGAGCGUGUCUGCGGGCCAAGACGAGCCGGUGUAGUUGCCCCUGGAUGCUCCCGCGUGGCUGCUUCGAGCCGGAGCGACGGUGCCAGAGGCCCGCGCUGCUGCAGCGGGGAAGAUUUGCACGUGUUUCUCCGCAGAGGCCGAUCAGACUCGCUGCUGGACUUCUUGGCUAAGCGGGAGCAGGUGAGAGUUGGAAGAGGAACAAUGAGGGGAAACCCAGCAGAGGAUUGAUAGGUGGUGCCAGAAGGAAUAAAAGGGAGCACAGACUAAAAAGUGGAGCAAAACAGAAGAACAGAAGUGGGAAAGAAACACAGAAAAUAAGAGAAAGGAUCCUGUGCCCUCCGUAUAGCAAAAGCUUCACUUCUGAACCAAGCUAUAAACCUCAGUGGGAAAUGCAACCAGGUGAGAAAUUAUAUGAAUGUUUGGAAUGUGGAAAAAGCUUCAGCAAGAAAGAACAUCUUAUUAUACACAACAGAACCCACACUGGGGAGAAACCACAUCAAUGUUGUGAGUGCGGAAAGACCUUCAGCACGGGUGGAAAUCUUACCGUACACCACAGAACCCACACUGGGGAGAAACCACACAAAUGUAUGGAGUGUGGAAAAAGCUUCAGCAUGAGUGGACAGCUUAUUAGACAUCACAGAAUCCACACUGGGGAGAAACGACAUAAAUGCUUGGAAUGUGGAAAGAGCUUCAGCGAGAGUGGAAACCUUUCUGUGCAUUGUAGAACCCACACUGGGGAGAAACCAUAUAAAUGCUUGGAGUGUGGAAAGAGCUUCAGCCAGAGUGGAGAUCUUACUAUACACCAUAGAACCCAUACUGGGGAGAAACCACAUCAGUGUUGUGAGUGCGGAAAGAGCUUCAGCACGGGUGGAAAUCUUACUGUACAUUACAGAACACACACUGGGGAGAAACCGCAUACAUGCUUGGAGUGUGGAAAGUGUUUCAGCACGAAGGGAUACCUUGAUAAUCACCACAGAACCCACACAGGGGAGAAACCAUAUAAAUGCUUGGAGUGUGGAAAAAGCUACAGCGACAGAGGACAUCUUAUUGUACACCACAAAACCCACACUGGAGAGAAACCGUAUAAAUGCUUUGAGUGUGGAAAGAGCUUCAGCACGAAUGGAGAUCUUAAUAAACACCACAGAACCCACACAGGGGAAAAACCAUAUAAAUGCUUUGAGUGUGGAAAGAGCUUCAGGCAGUGUGGAGACCUUACUUUACACCUUAGAAGCCACACUGGGGAAAAACCACAUAAAUGCUUGGAGUGUGGAAAGAGUUUCAGCAGAAGUGGAAGCCUUUCUUUGCACCGUAGAACACACACUGGAAGAAAGAAGGCCCACCUUACUGCACACAUGCAAAUUGAAACAGGGUAGGAAUCAUACACAUGAAAAUGCAGACAAGCCUGAGACUCUCUCAUGUUGUGAAAUUUAAAUCCUUGUGAGAUUUCUUUUUCGGAUUUGUAUUACUUCCCUCUGAGGGAAUUUAUAGAUUUGUGUUUUUCUUAUGUAUAAUUGUGCAGAAUUCAUCCAAACUGAUUAAUGGAUAUUGGUUUUUCAUUGAUUCAUUGAUUGAUUGAUAUAUUGAUUGAUUGAUUAAGUGCCUUCAAGUCAGGGUCAACUCCUAGCAACCACAUAGAUAGAUUCUCUCCAGGAUGAUCUGAUUUCCACUUCGCCUUGAAGGUCUCUCAGUGGUGCAUUCAUUGUUGUUGUAAUCGAGUCCAUCCACCUGGCUGCUGGUCGUCCUCUUCUUCUCUUUCCUUCAACUUUCCCCAGCAUUAUGGACUUUUCAAGGGAGCUGGAUCUUUGCAUAAUCUGUCCGAAGUAGGAUAGUUUGAGCCUGGUCAUUUGUGCCUUGAGUGAAAUUUCUGGAUUGAUUUGUUUAUUUGUUUAUUUUCCUGGCUGCCCAUUGGAUGCUCAAAAUUUCCAGCACCAAAGUUUGAAAGCAUCAAUACUUUCCCUAUCUUGCUUCUUCAAAGUCCAGCUUUCACAUCCAUAGAGUGUCACAGGAAAAGCCAUGGUCCGAACGAUUCUGAUCUUUGUAGGUGUAGACACAUCACGGCAUCUCAAUCUCCUUUCGGAGGCCUUCAUUGCAACCCUACCAAGUGCUAGUCUGCGGCGUAAUUCUUGACUCUGGAUCCUUGACUGUUGAUGGUCGAUCCUAGAAGGAAGAAGCUCUCCACCACUUCAAUGUCUUCAUUAUCAAUUCUGAGGCUGGUUGCUGUACCCGUUGUAAUUAGUUUAGUCUUCUUGACAUUUAGUCGUAGCCCCAUUUUCUCACUGUGCUCCUUGACUUUCAUUACUAGAGCUUGCAGAUAAUCCGCAUUCUCAGCUAUCAGAGUGGUGUCAUCAGCAUAGCGCAGGUUAUUGAUGUUUCUUCCACCAACUUUAAAACCUAAGUUUUUCAUAGCAUAUGCUUUCUUUUAGUUGCAUCUGAAUACUUAUGUGUCAAUUCCUGGAAUGUGGGUUCUAGGUGAAACUCAGGCUGCGCAAAGUAAUAUAAUGGCCAUUUUACUUUAAAAAACAAACAAACAGAUGAGGAAGUUAUACACCUGCAGACAUUUUGAGGCCAAAAUACUAGUUCAGCAAUUUUAUGGAGCUCAACUGUGGUCGCAUUGGACCUUUUCCCCUCAGGAGACUGUGCAAUCUAAAUUUUUUAAGAGGAUUCUUCCAAGUUGCUAAAUUCACUCCUAAUGUAAUUUUAAGACUUGAGGCUGGAAUUUUAAUGGUGGAAACCAAAAUAUGGUUUAAAAUUUUGUUCUGUAUGAUCCAAGGGUUUGUCCUUGUAAUUCUGGCGCAUUUGAGGCAAUGCAACAUGUCCUUCCUAAGUGGCUGCCAGUAGGUUUCAGGACAUAAUACAGAGUGCUAGUUAUAUAAAGUGCUAGUUAUAAAGCCCUAAACGGUUUAGGUCCUGGGUAUCCCCACCGCCCAUUGAGGUCAUCUGAGGAGGUCCGUCUCCAGUUACCCCCAACCCGUUUGGUGGCUACACAGAGAAGGGCCUUCUCGGUUGCUGUCCCGAGAUUGUGGAAUGCGCUCCCUGCUGAGAUACGAUCCUCCCCAUCUCUUGCAAUUUUCAAAAAACACCUGAAAACCCAUCUUUUCGCCCAAGCUUUCUCAGCUUCCUAAAUUCUUUAGGUUUUAAUCUCUGGUUUAUUUUAAAAAUUAUUGAAUGGUUUUAAGUUUUUGUAUAUGUUUUAAAACUUGCUUUAUGCUGUUGUUAACCACCCAGAGACGAAAGUUUGGGGCGGUGUACAAAUUUGAUAAAUAAAUAAAUGAUUGUAUAUUUUAGCAGUCAA